GCCGAGAGUGACUGGCUGCGAAUAAAAGUCUGUCUUCAAGCGCGAAUUGGUAUCCAUCCUGAGUUUUACACAACGCAGAGACAACCCCGUUACAUAUGUGUGUGUUUAUGUGACCUGAUACCCGGAUGUUGAUCGGCGCGGCGUCAGUGCGCAGCUGCAGGCCGGACUUACUGAGGAACAGGAAAGGAGCAGCAGUUCAUGGAAGACACCAUAAGUCACCAUAAGACAGGAGACAGCAGUCAUCAGGAGGACUCUGAAGACAGCGCAAAAGAAUUGGGCUCAUUUCCAUCUCCUGCAUCCCUUGUAACCCUUACCUCUGCUUCAUUACGACCCGGUCCAGACGAAAAAAACUCCCCCUGUCCUGUUGUCGGGGGUUCGUCGGACCCCCCUGAGGGAGAGAACAAUGCAAAGUGGACCACUGUGGCCAACGGACAGCCCUCCUCCGCGGUGUCCCAGCGCUACAUGCCCCGUGAGGUGCCCCCGCGCUUCCGCAACCAACAGGAACCAAAAGUGCUACUGAAGAGGGGCCAGCCGCCACUGUCCUGCAUGCUGCUGGGGGGCGGAAACGGAGGGGACACCAUGCCCCAACUUCCCCUGCAGGAGCAAGCUGAUGACUCAGAUCCUACAGUAGAUUCAGUUUCUCUGCACUCAUCGUCUGACACCUCUGCCACUCCCACUUAUGCAAAUUACACAUGGGGGCUGGGCUCAGGACGUCAACCCUCCGCUCAGGGAAUGGACAAGGAUAAUUCUGAUGUUGAGAAAUGGUCAAGACCGGAAGACUCAUGGAAUAGUGAUCAGACUCCACAUUCUCCCAGUUCGGGGAUGGAUGAGUCUGACGGCCUGGGAAAGGACAGUUCUUCUCGACUCUCUGAAUAUGCAGAAGCCAAUGCGAUAGGAGGUGCGUCUUCACACUCUGAGAAUAAAGAAUCCAUUAAAGGUGUCAAUCAAGACUUCAAUUCCAAGGUGCCGCUGCUUUCUGGAGACCAGGAGGGCACUCAAGGUCUAAAUCCAAAUUACAACCCCGAUGAAGCAGCCUCCAGUCGAAAUCUCUUAUUCCACACUGCUUCUGAGGAAUCUUCUCCCACACCCUUGAGUCCAGCCAGUGCACUGUACCAGACACUCUGCAAGAACGAAGAGCGCAUUACAGGGGAUUGGACAGAGCUUCAAGCUGGACCAAAUGGUGGUGGAGAUGAUGGAGUCUCCAAUAAGGAAGUGUGGGAUACAGGAGAAGACCCUGUUGGGAAGAGCAGUGAUGCAGUAGUUGGAAGUUCUGGUGAUGGCACUGGCAUCUCUCAGGAAGUGUUGGACAGAGACACGGUAGGUUCAAACAAACAGGCAGCUACAGGAUGGACCUCAGACUCAGCGGCUGGAGCAUCAAAAGAGGAUGUGAGAGAGAUCUCUGAGGUAAGCACAGAUAGUUUACAGGACUCUUCAGUGUUUGCGAACAGCGUGGCAUCAGAAGACGACAAUCAGAAAGCAGAUGAUGAUUGGAAUGGAUCUGAGGGAGAAUUAACUGGCAGAGAACGCAAUGAGGAUGCCAAAAAUCUGGUCCAAAGCCCCUCAAAAUGUCAGGCCCUCCCCCCAGAGGAAGCCUUACAGACCAUGAUCAAUCACACUAACCUGGAUCCUAAAGUACUGUGCAACACAGGAUGGGGCAAGACCCAGAUCAAGCAGAAUGCCGCCUGGGAUUUUGAGGGUGACAGUGGGAAUGUUGGCUGGGAUGUAGAAGAGCACACCGCCCAUAGUAAGGAAGGCUGGCGGGAAGCAGGUGACCUUUCCAGCUCCAAAAUGCAGAAGCAGGAGGUUGGCCAGGUGGGAAGAGAUCAAGGGUGGACCGGGCAUGGAGAAACAAGCGUUGGGAAUGGUCGCAAAGGAAGCGGUUGGGGAGAAGGCCAGGAGGUUGAAGAUACUAGCAGGAAGGAAGGGACGGGGUGGAACCAGGGUGGUGGAAGUGAGUGGACUCCAUUACCCGAGGGUGGAGGCUGGAAUGAAGAGAGAGACAGUGACUGCAAGAAUCAGGAUGAAGGGUUAUGGGGCAGCCCGGAAGGGUCGGGACAGCGGAGUGGUGGCUUGGGAGGCGGCAGUGUCAAACAGCACCAGGGAUGGGGUGAGAAGCUUCUUCCAUCACGGACACCAAACAAACAAGCAGCACUUAAGACCCAAAAUCAACAACAGCAAUCACAAACCCAGCAGCAAAUGCCGGGAUAUCCAAAAGCCUUGCAGGAUCAGGGUCGUCCAGGAGAGACAGACGACCAGGGUAAAGGGUCUGGGUGGACCUGUGGGCCCAUCCCUCAGAUGCCUUCUGUUGUAGAGCCGAGUGGGUGGGAGGAACCCUUGCCGCAGUCCAUCAACCGGAAGAUGGAAAUCGACGACGGCACAUCUGCAUGGGGGGAUCCGUCACGCUACAACAGCAGGGCCGUCAAUCUGUGGGAUAAGAACAGCUCACAGGACCAACAGCAGUCGUCUGGGAGACAGGCUGGAGCUCCAUCUAAAACUUCUGUUCCUGCGACAUGGGCACGCAGCAGUGGUCCCUCCGAUUCGUCCAUGGACAGCAGUACAGCUGCUUGGGGGAAAUCGUUUGAUGGUUGGGGGGAAUCCAGUGAACCAGGGAAAGGAGAAGGAUGGGGAAAUGUGCAUUCCCAUUCUACUAAAUGUGGUUCAAAGUCUAUGCAAGAGGGAUGGGGUGAGGAAGGCUCGACUGUAUCCCGACACUCCAGUUUGGAGGAAGAGGGUGGUGGCACUGGUGUUUGGGGCAGUCGGGGAUCUCAAAGCAACCUGUCCACAUACAACUCCGGGGGCUGGGGGCAAGGUCAGGGGGCCAGGAGACUCAACGCUAAGAGCCCUCUUAAAGGCAACAGUGGGGACUCGUGGGCAUCUCCUGUGACUCGGCAGUUCUCAAACAUGAGUGUUAUGGAUGAAGACUCCAGUAUGGGUCACGAUAGUAGGCACGAUAGGAGAGGAAUGAAUGAUGGUGAGAUGCGGAGAGGCGGCAGGACUGGGGGAGCCUUCCGCUCACAGAUGUCCAAAGAGACGCCAUGCGGGGAGACCGGACCUUACCUGGACAAGGUUGGAGGUCAUAGUAUGUUUGGCGGUGGUGGGAUUCCACCAUUGAGAGGGAUUCAUCAGGCUGGUGUGCACCCCUUAAACCCUUCCCCUGGGAUACGAGCACAAGUGCCUCAUCAGUUCCUGCCGCCUCAGGUUCCUGGGCCAAUUCUAAAGCCAAUGGCGCCCCCUAGUGGAGGCAUGUUCCCUCCACAGCUUUCCCCCCAACACCUCGCCAUGCUCGGUGGCAUUCAUCCACACAUGCAACAGUUUCAACUAGCCUGUCAGCUCCUAUUGCAACAACAACAACAACAACAACAGCAGCAGCAGUUUCUGAAUCAGAGGAAGUUUCCUCCUCCUGUGAGACAACAGCACGACCCACAGCAGCUGGCGCGGAUCAUGGCAAUUCUGCAGCAGCAGCAGGGUGUUGGGCCCAAACUCUCGCCGCCCCCCAUGGGAGGACACGUCCCCAAACACCCAGACGUGCAUCUCCACCAGCUGGGCAUGAACGCACACAAACAGUCUGAUGGGCCAGUGCAUGCAGCCAUGGGAGGAUCUGAGCUGCACAGCAAAGCUCCUGCUGCUUUCACAGGGCCGGUCAAGCAGGCCAGCGGCUCCUCGUUCUCUCAGUACGAUGUUUUGGGCGGCAGCUGGCACCGAAGCACAGGAGGGAAGGUCGACGCAUCUCCUGUCAACCCCACCUGGCCUCCAGAGUUUCAGCCGGGCGUCCCGUGGAAGGGCGUCCAGAGCCCCGAGCCCGAGCCUGACCCCUACAUGAGCCCUGCGGGAAUGCUGGGAUCCUCCGUGCUCGGUGACACCGAGCAUCAUCUGCUGCAAGACAGCACAGGGUCAAACUCUCUGAACACCUGUAUGCCUUCACCUGGUGCCUGGCCAUACAGUGCCUCAGAAACGCCCCUCGCUGCACAUGGCACAGCGAAAUACUCCGAGCUGAAGUCCAGUUGGCCGCCGGAGCCCAUCGGACACGGCAAAUCAUGGCGGACCAAUCGCAGCACUUCUCACCUGUCCCGCCCCCCUCCGGGUCUCUCCAGUCAGAAGCAGCUGUGGGUGGGGGAGGGGCCUUGGAUGCCCAGGGCGUGGGGGGGCGGAGCCAGCGGCCCAGAGCCACCCUUUAAAUCAGAGUGGAGCGAUGGAGGAGCUGCAGCGGGAAAAUCAUGGCUGUUACUGAGAAACCUCACGCCGCAGAUCGACGGCUCGACCCUAAAGACGAUCUGUCUGCAGCACGGCCCUCUUCUGACCUUUCACCUCGGCCUGACGCAGGGCAGUGCUCUGAUUCGCUACUGCAGCCCUCAUGAAGCCGCCAAAGCCCAGAGCGCCCUGCACAUGUGCGUUCUGGGAAACACCACCAUCCUGGCCGAGUUUAUGAGUGAGGAGGACGUCGUCCAUUACUUCACACAUUCCCAGGCCGCAGGGUCACCCGAGGGCUCGCCCGGCUCUGACCCUGCCCCGCGAGAGGCCGAGCGUCCCGUGGGCACCGGAGUGGACAGAGAUGCGGCGGUGGAAGCGCCGGGACUCGCCCUCCUCAGCCAAUGGAGCAACAGCGCAGGGGAGGGGGCGGGGAAAGGGGUCUGGGGAGGCGUGGCUCUCGGUUACCACGGCAGCAGCCUAUGGGGCGGUCCUCAGUUAGAGGACGGCACAGCUGGGUUGUUGCCAGGCAACCUGCUUGGAGGCGGGACAGACAGUUUGUGAUUGACAGCAGUCAGUUAUUGAGAUACUGGUACGUGGAGUUUAAAGUGUGUCAAACUGCAAUGUAAUGAUUGUUUCCAAACAUGUGGAAGCCCAUGCAUUAUUAUAAUAUUUCAGUGUAGUUUUCACAAGACAAGGGUGUAUCUCAUGAAAACAUUUAUUUUUUAUUUUUUUUUACCCUAAACUUCCAAGGAAAAAGAAUUUAUACUGUGCAUAAGUUUAUUUUAGGGCCAUUAAGAAAUUGGCGUUGUGACAUUAUUUUUAAUGACAGUUCCCAGCUAAUUCAAAUUACUGUAAUGCAUUAAUGCACA
Sinocyclocheilus anshuiensis is the source of this 5057-nucleotide messenger RNA. Its product is annotated as trinucleotide repeat-containing gene 6B protein-like. The record is from RefSeq and is a predicted model, not a curated record. Gene Ontology annotation, biological process: miRNA-mediated post-transcriptional gene silencing; positive regulation of nuclear-transcribed mRNA poly(A) tail shortening. Gene Ontology annotation, molecular function: nucleic acid binding. Bases 199 to 4749 code for a protein of 1516 amino acids. The transcript has 21 exons. NCBI's taxonomy places the organism in Eukaryota, Metazoa, Chordata, Actinopteri, Cypriniformes, Cyprinidae. Gene Ontology annotation, cellular component: nucleoplasm; P-body.